UUGAUUUAUCGCAUCACGGUUUGGGUGCUGUUACCUAUACUUAAGCACAUAUUAUAGGUACAUAACUGUCUACUCCAAAUAAAUGUAAAGAAUCUUGAAUAUGAACGCCUAUAAACAGCGCAUGUUUCACCCUGUCUUGACGGCUCGACGCAUGCGUAUAGCGCUAAUGUAUAUGGGGCAAGGUUUUCAACUCAGCAUGGGUUGACGCAGUGCUCACAAAAUGAGGGGUGGAAGUUCAGAACGCUUGGUUGUACGGCCCUCUCGACGCAGAGGGGAAACGCGUGCUAAACUUACGCGAUAUAUCACGGUAAUACUCGCUACUUUGUUGGGAGGUGGUGGCUCCGCGUUGCUCUUUCUCGUCCCACUGUACGCUGACCCAGCGCUGAGUGCCCUAGCCGCGGACUUCGAUCCGGUGCCAGCAGAGUGUGUUACCGAGAGACGUGAUGACCGACUCGGCCUGGACAACUGCACCUGGGCUUCCUGUAGAGAGGGCUGUACCAGCGACGCGUAUAAAUGCACACAGCUACACGUGAAGUAUAAAGCUCACUCGGAGGAAUGGCGUCCAGCUGUCCUGUUUGUCAAUAUAAAAGGUUGCGGCUAUCCACCUGCAGUCGACUGUGAAAAUUUUACAACGAGCUACGGGUAUGUGGGGGCCAGGUACCCGUGUUUUUGGUCCCGAGCUGAUACGUCCGUCGUUGUGCCACGUUGGUCUCGUGGAGAACAAGUUGCUACUGUGACGAGGACCUUGGCUGUACCGUUGUUCCUGUCUGGUUGUGCUGGGAUUGGACUGUGCGCCCUGCACUGCGAGUGCAAGCCUCGCCGCCGCCGACGUCCGCCGCGCCGCCCUCCACGUUUGCCUACUCUCUCGCCCGAUGACACAUCAGUCUACCGACUAGCUUAAACGAAAUAAGCACAAAUUAUAUUUUCGAUAGUGAGAAUGUAAAUAAUACAUGUGUAAAUAUAUAUUUAUCAGCAGCUAUUCGCUGUCUAUAUAUUUUAUUUCAUAUUCAUCAAAACCAGAUUUUGAGGGUAAAAACAAAUGAGAAACUAUUGAAGAAUCAACUAUUUAUUGUAUAAAGAGAUGCCAAUAAAAAUAAAAUAAAA
Messenger RNA from Spodoptera frugiperda (fall armyworm), 1104 nucleotides. RefSeq names its product protein tipE (gene Teh1). Lineage: Eukaryota; Metazoa; Arthropoda; Insecta; Lepidoptera; Noctuidae. The record is from RefSeq and is a predicted model, not a curated record. Bases 221 to 901 code for a protein of 226 amino acids. Gene Ontology annotation, molecular function: sodium channel regulator activity. Gene Ontology annotation, biological process: regulation of sodium ion transport. The transcript has a single exon.